CGGCGGACGCCGGCAGCCGGGCGCAUGGCGGGCGCGCGGGGCUGCGGGCGGCGGCGGGCGGCGCCGGGGCAGCGGCCGGACACGGAGGAGCCUCUGCUCCUCGUGGGCUCUGCGUCCAGCCCGGGCCCCGACAGCACUCACCUCCUGUCCAGCAGCGACAGUGAUGACAGCCUGUUCUCUGGCCUGGAGGACUCGGGAAGCGACAGCAGCGAGGACACGGACGAGGCCGAGCAUGAGCACCGGGACAAGCUUGGCGGGACACAGGCCGCCUCUGCCCCGGGGAGCAUGGCGGGGCCGGCGGGCAUGCCCGAGGCCCAGGACGAGUAUGCGCAGGACAGCUCCGAUGAAGAGGACAUCCGGAACACGGUGGGCAAUGUGCCCCUGGAGUGGUAUGAUGAUUUCCCGCACGUGGGCUAUGACCUGGAUGGAAGGCGCAUCUACAAGCCCCUGCGCACGCGAGAUGAGCUGGACCAGUUUCUGGACAGAAUGGACGACCCCGACUACUGGCGCACUGUUCAGGACCGGAUGACCGGGCGCGACGUGAAGCUGACUGAUGAGCAGGUGGCCUUGGUGCAGCGGUUGCAGAGGGGCCAGUUUGGGGACGUGAACUUCGACCCAUAUGAGCCUGCAGUGGACUUCUUCAGUGGAGAGCUCAUGAUCCACCCAGUGACCAACCGCCCUGCAGACAAGCGCAGCUUCAUCCCGUCGCUGGUGGAGAAGGAGAAGGUCUCUCGCCUGGUGCACGCCAUCAAGAUGGGCUGGAUCCAGCCACGCCGGCCCCGAGACUCGGCCCCCACCUUCUAUGACCUGUGGGCUCAGGAGGAUCCCAAUGCUGUGCUAGGUCGGCACAAGAUGCAUGUGCCUGCCCCGAAGCUGGCACUGCCUGGCCACGCGGAGUCCUACAACCCACCACCUGAGUACCUGCCAAGCGAGGAGGAGCGCCUGGCAUGGGAGCAGCAGGAGCCAGGGGAAAGGAAGCUGAAUUUCCUGCCGAAAGCAUUCCCGAACCUGCGGUCCGUGCCAGCCUAUGGUCGCUUCAUCCAGGAGCGCUUUGAGCGCUGCCUUGACCUCUAUCUGUGCCCUCGGCAGCGCAAGAUGCGGGUGAACGUGGACCCUGAGGCCCUCAUCCCCAAGCUGCCACGACCACGAGACCUACAGCCCUUCCCCACGCACCAGGCCCUGGUCUACAGAGGCCACAGUGACCUUGUCCGCUGUCUGAGUGUCUCUCCCGAGGGCCAGUGGCUGGCUUCAGGUUCAGAUGAUGGCUCUGUGCGGCUCUGGGAAGUGGCCACUGCCCGAUGCAUGAAGACUCUACCUGUGGGGGGCGUGGUGAAGAGUGUGGCCUGGAACCCCCAACCCACCAUCUGCUUGGUGGCCGUGGCUGUGGGAGAGACUGUGCUGCUACUGAACCCGGCCUUAGGGGACCGGCUGGUGGUGGGCAGCACAGACCAGCUGCUUGGCACCUUCACUGUGCCCGAGGAGCCCAUCCAGCAGCCGGCCGACUGGCUGGAGGUCUCAGAGGAGGAACACCAGAGGGGCCUGAGGCUUCGGAUCUGCCACGGCAAGCCAGUGACCCAGGUGACUUGGCAUGGGCGUGGAGACUACUUGGCCGUGGUGCUGGCCACCCCAGGCCACAGCCAGGUGCUGCUCCACCAGCUGAGCCGGCGCCGCAGCCAGAGCCCCUUCCGCCGUAGCCAUGGACAGGUGCAGCGAGUGGCCUUCCACCCACUGCGGCCGUUCCUGUUCGUGGCCUCGCAGCGCAGCGUCCGCCUCUACCAUCUGCUGCGCCAGGAGCUCACAAAGAAGCUGACGCCCAACUGCAAGUGGGUGUCCAGCCUGGCAGUGCACCCCGCAGGUGACAACAUCAUCUGUGGCAGCUAUGACAGCAAGCUGGUGUGGUUUGAUCUGGACCUUUCCACCAAGCCUUACAGAGUGCUUAGGCACCACAAGAAGGCCCUGCGCGCUGUGGCGUUCCACCCCAGGUACCCCCUCUUUGCCUCUGGCUCAGACGACGGCAGUGUCAUCGUCUGUCAUGGGACAGUGUACAACGAUUUGCUGCAAAACCCGCUGCUUGUGCCUGUUAAGGUGCUGAGGGGCCAUGUGCUGACCCGGGACCUGGGAGUGCUGGACGUGGCCUUCCACCCCACACAGCCUUGGGUCUUCUCCUCUGGAGCCGAUGGCACUGUGCGCCUCUUCAGUUAGCCCUGGGGAUCUGGGGCAAUACAGCUGUUUCUCUGUUG
Molecule: messenger RNA, 2240 nt
Organism: Sorex fumeus (smoky shrew)
Lineage: Eukaryota; Metazoa; Chordata; Mammalia; Eulipotyphla; Soricidae
Gene: BOP1
Product: BOP1 ribosomal biogenesis factor
Exons: 16
Coding region: 25-2202 (725 amino acids)
Biological process (GO): maturation of LSU-rRNA from tricistronic rRNA transcript (SSU-rRNA, 5.8S rRNA, LSU-rRNA); ribosome biogenesis
Cellular component (GO): PeBoW complex; preribosome, large subunit precursor
Molecular function (GO): protein binding; ribonucleoprotein complex binding
Source: RefSeq, a predicted model, not a curated record